Molecule: messenger RNA, 1823 nt
Organism: Neltuma alba
Lineage: Eukaryota; Viridiplantae; Streptophyta; Magnoliopsida; Fabales; Fabaceae
Product: KIN17-like protein
Exons: 2
Coding region: 544-1743 (399 amino acids)
Biological process (GO): DNA damage response; DNA replication
Cellular component (GO): nucleus
Molecular function (GO): double-stranded DNA binding
Source: RefSeq, a predicted model, not a curated record
GAGCCUGCUUCAUGGAAUCCAUGUUCGCUUGUGUUGUUCUCUGAUUUUUUUGUUGCGUGUUCGUGGAUACCAGAAGAAUGUACUUGUUGGUUUUGAGAUUGUUAUUGGUUCGGAUUCUUAUGGAAGCUCUCUGUUUUGUCUAAAUUAACCGCAGAAAAAGAAAAUCGGAUUAAGCCCCUCAUAUACAGAAUCCAAGAAUUCAUCUGGCACUUAUUCCUCCUGCAGAUCAACUUCAACGCAGAUUCUAGCAUAGCUACCUCGAUUUUAGUAUCAAUCUCUCUAACAUAAGUAAGACUAUGGAGGUCAACCAUAAUUGUCUCCGCAACUAAAUCCGUGCUUUCUCUGGGCACUCCUUAUUAUAACAAUGCAUUGUUAGAUUAUGAAUUGUUAUCCAUAUUGCCAUUUUUCCCGGUUUGUUGGUUAAAGGAUUGAACUCAGGAGGCCAACGUUGAAUGGCUAAUGUGAUGCUGCAAGAUGUCCCAGGGCCCUUCAUUUUAUGAGCUUGGGAACCUCGCGACAUACUAAUUGUUUUCAAGAUUACCAAUGGGAAAGAAUGAGUUUCUUACACCAAAGGCUAUUGCUAAUCGAAUCAAAGCAAAAGGGUUGCAAAAGCUUCGAUGGUACUGUCAGAUGUGUCAGAAACAAUGCCGAGAUGAGAAUGGGUUCAAGUGUCAUUGCAUGAGUGAAAGUCACCAGCGCCAAAUGCAAAUCUUUGGACAAAAUCCAAAUAGGAUCAUUGAGGGCUACUCUGAAGAGUUUGAGAAGUCUUUUCUAGAACACAUGAGGCGGAGCCACCGGUUCAGCCGGAUAGCAGCUACAGUAGUUUACAAUGAAUACAUUAGUGAUAGACAUCAUGUUCAUAUGAAUUCCACUAAAUGGCUUACGCUAACUGAAUUUGUCAAGUAUUUGGGUCGGACUGGCAAGUGUAAGGUUGAAGAAACACCCAAAGGUUGGUUUAUAACAUACAUUGAUAGAGAUUCUGAGACACUUUUCAAAGAGAGGAUGAAGAACAAGAGGUUAAAGUCUGACAUGGCUGAAGAAGAGAAGCAAGAGAAGGAGAUACAGAGACAAAUAGAAAAAGCAGAGCAGUUGAUGAAGCAGCCAUCUACCAUUGGAUCCGAUCAACCUUCACAGGCUGAGCUUCCAAGAGAAUUAAAAGUGGAAAAUGGGGCUAAGGUUGGGUUUUCUCUUGGUUCAUCAGCAAAACUUUCAACCGAGGAAAAACCAGAGGGACCAAAUAUAGUGUUCGACGAAGUUGAGGAUGCCAAGAAGGAAGCAAGGAACCCCGUUGGCUCUUUGAAGAGUAAAGAGAGUGGUGGUGGGAAAUCGACAUUGGAUGAACUGAUGCGAGAAGAAGAGAAGAAGAAGGAGAAGAUUAAUAGAAAGGAUUACUGGUUGUAUCAGGGAAUUGUUGUUAAGGUCAUGAGCAAAGCUUUGGCUGAUAAAGGGUAUUACAAGCAAAAAGGUGUUGUAUUAAAAGUGAUCGACAAGUAUGUUGGGGAAAUAGAGAUGGUUGAAAGCAAACAUGUGCUCAGAGUUGAUCAGGCUGAGCUUGAAACUGUGAUUCCUCAAAUUGGUUGUCUUGUCAAGAUAGUAAAUGGAGCUUAUAGAGGAUCCAUAGCAAGAUUAUUAGGGGUUGAUACCGAUCACUUUUGUGCCAAGGUGCAGAUAGAGAAAGGUCGUUAUGAUGGGAGAGUCCUCAAGGCAGUGGAGUACGAAGAUAUUUGCAAAUUGGCCCAGUGAGUUUAACAGCAAAGGAUAAGUAUGUGUGUCAUCUUGUAAUGAAACAUGUACUUUGCAUGAACAUUUUUGGUAAUUUUUUC